UUGAAAUGUGGAAAGUACGUACAAGAAUGUUAACAGUAUUGAAGCAAAUUGCAGUCAUUUUAGUUCUCCUGUGUCUACAGUACUGCUUAUCUGAUCCGUGUCCGUCACCAUGCUGGUGUUUAUAUAAUAACACAACUGUUGUGUGUAACCAAACAGGGAUAACAGCAAUACCAAAAGGUUUACCCAGAAAUACGAUAGCAUUGCUUCUAAGGUCCAACGAAAUCUCGCACAUACCGAAGGCUGCAUUUGAUGGACUAUACCAGCUUAGUUACAUAGACAUGACAAGAAAUAAGUUACAAGAUAAUAGCAUUGAAAGAGGAGCAUUUAAUUUGUCAAGCAUAGACAUGAUAGACUUGUCGGCAAAUCUCUUUACCUCAAUUCCACAAGAACUUCCACCAAAACUUUUAACUUUGAAUUUCUACAACAACCCUAUUUCGACACUUAAGACCAAUAGUUUCGUACAUGCAACAUCCAUACAAUACCUUAACAUGCUCGCAAAUCAAAUAUAUACAGCCGAGGAACAUGCCUUUGAUCCAUUGAUAAAUGUUCGAGUGAUCGACUUAAGUUCAAACAGUCUUAACGAUAGCAGUUUAAGUCCGAAAGCGUUCUCCAAAAAUUUGAAGCUAAAUGAAUUGAGUUUAAACUAUAAUCAGAUGCAAGCUAUACCAGAUACAUCCUAUCUUCCAAGUUCUUUACAAAAAUUAAAUAUAUAUGGUAACGAGAUAACAAUGAUACCGUCAUAUGCAUUCAAAUCAUUGUCGAACCUAACAAACUUGGCAGUAGCACAGGGAACCAUUAACUCUAUUGAAGACAAUGCGUUUUUCGGCUUAGACAAUCUAAGGUUCCUUGAUUUAAGUCAAGGACAUUUGUCGGGUACAAUAACACAUUUAACAUUUAAUGGUCUGGUGUCACUACAAGGCUUGUCACUAGACAUAAAUAACGUUUCUAAAAUUGAAGCAGGAGCUUUUUAUCCUAUGAAAAAUCUACAAGAACUUGGACUUAGUGAGAAUAAAUUGAUGGCAAUAGAGCCUGCAGUACUGGAUACAACGUUUAUUCCGAAAUUAUCAGCAGUUUAUAUUUACGGAAAUCCAUGGACAUGUGAUUGUCAUUUAAGAUGGCUGAGGGAGAAAAUGGACAAUGCUUCUUACAAAGUAGGCUCUCCUAGUCUUACUGACUGUGCAGGGCCUCUCAAUGUCGCGGGAAAGACAUGGGCGGAUCUUAAACCAAGUGAUUUUGUUUGUAAAUAAAACAGAAAUUGCAACGAAUUCUUGUUUAUUGUCAUGAUUGUGAGUUAAUAGGUAGAAAA
Messenger RNA from Mytilus trossulus (common blue mussel), 1306 nucleotides. RefSeq names its product insulin-like growth factor-binding protein complex acid labile subunit. The coding region runs from base 6 to 1247 and encodes 413 amino acids. Gene Ontology annotation, cellular component: extracellular matrix. The transcript has a single exon. Lineage: Eukaryota; Metazoa; Mollusca; Bivalvia; Mytilida; Mytilidae. The record is from RefSeq and is a predicted model, not a curated record. Gene Ontology annotation, molecular function: protein binding.